GUUUCGGAAGCAAUCAUAGAGAGUAUGAAAGACUCAGCACGUGAACGAGGUGCAAGAAAGCGCCUUGAGCUAAAGGCCCAAAUUGAGGGUGUAUCGACCGAAACGUAUGCCCAAAACCGUGGCUUUUCAAGCGCAGAUGCCUACAUAUGGGCCGACAUCAGGCCAGAUGUUCCAGAAGAUUACCCUCGAACACAGGGGCCACCCGAUCUCCCAACCAACGUGCUUGCAGUCUCUCGAUACUGGAUUCAGCGCGAGGCACGGGAGGGGUUGGAGAUCAGAGCCAAGCUAGAGAAAAGGUCAACGGAUGAUAUUGUUAAAGAGAAGGGUCACGCAAACACUGAGCAGUAUUUGCAGACACUAUCGAAUUCGAUCACGGAGGACGACAUACCACCUAUGGUUAGGAAUCAGGAUGUCAGAGAGCUCAAAUGGGAAGCUUUAAAUCGUCGCAUCACUAGUGUCGGGGAGUGGGAGUAUCGGAUCAGAGCCUUGCCAGGGGCAGGGAGGGCGGAGUCGCACUUCGACUGGGCGAAUGAAUCUUAUGCGGAAAUAUGACAUUCUUUGGGAUAUUGCCGAAUUUAAGAUUGGAUACGUGGAUGGGGCUUCUUUUCCAUACUUGUACGAUUACAUUAAAGUGGAGGA
Hyaloscypha bicolor E is the source of this 639-nucleotide messenger RNA. RefSeq lists its product as uncharacterized. The coding region runs from base 25 to 552 and encodes 175 amino acids. The record is from RefSeq and is a predicted model, not a curated record. The transcript has a single exon. NCBI's taxonomy places the organism in Eukaryota, Fungi, Ascomycota, Leotiomycetes, Helotiales, Hyaloscyphaceae.